AUGGCCAGUUUUCUGCAAGAUUCGUCGCUGUUUCGGUCGAAACUGGCCACAUUCAAGUUGGAUAAGUCGGAAAAAGAGAUUGGUGAUGUCUCGGAGACAACACUGUGCAACGACUCAGGGAUUGUAGAAGAGGGAGAAAGGAAUGUUUUUGUUGACCAUGCUCCCCAAAAAACAAGAUUUGCUCCAGAAAUGCCCUCUAAGCCACACAAAAGAAGGAAGCACGCCGAAACACAGGCUUCCAUCGAUUACCUACUCUCCACGAUAUCUCAUCUGAACACCACAACAGAGAAAAACGGCUCAGAGCUCAGACAGACUGAGGCCAAAUUAGCGGAGGCAAACGGAAGACUGGCAGUGUAUAAGCGGCUGGCUACUUCGUUUAAGGAGAGGCUCAAGUUGCUGGAGUCAGACUUGUGUGUUUCGCGGAAAGAGCUGCUACAGGGAAAAAAGAAAUGCACGGAUUUGAGCAGGACUACGUUCGAGGUGCUAAAGGAGUCCAGAGAGCUCAAGAGGACUGCUCAGGACACCAAGGAACAAUUACAGUUGCACAUGAAAAGGUUUGAAUGGCUCAAGGCCAGACAUAUCGACACACAAGGUAGGGCCACAAAACAGGAGAUAGAGAUGACGUCUUUGCGAAUGAGGCUUGACGACGCUCUUUCGAGACUGGAGGAAGAGCGGGCCAGAAACGCGGAACUUAUGAAGAUGAUUGGAAAUAAGGAAAAUACGGUCGUCUCGACAGACAAGCUAGAAAAAGAUGUUCACCAAAUAUAUACAAUUGGAGCCAAAUUCGAGCAAGGUUUGGUAGCCGUGUCACGAAAAAUGUCUGAGCAGAUGCGUCGGUUGGCAGAGAGAUCUGAAAAGAUCCCUGGAAAACUCGAGGAUAUUGAGAAGACGCUAAAUUCUGUCCACGAAGCGCAGCAGCUUUCUGGAGACCAGGCUCUGCUCGACUUUAAGCAGGCCAAGCGAGAGGUGGAGUAUCAGUCACUGAUGCAGGAGUAUAACCGCUUGAAUGCAGAGCAUGCAGAUUUUGAGAAGCGACACAACGACAAGUUACAGGAGAUCGAGACCUUGAAGCAGACCGUGGCGUCCCAAGCCGAGAAGCUGGCAUCUCUAGGGAUGGAAAUAACCACUUCGGAUGCAAAGGAGGAGUUGGAAAAACCAAAGGCUCCCCGCAAAAGAAAGCGCGGCAGACCAAAGGCGUCACAUCUCCUCAACUAA
This is a messenger RNA of Ogataea parapolymorpha DL-1, 1215 nucleotides long. RefSeq lists its product as uncharacterized. Lineage: Eukaryota; Fungi; Ascomycota; Pichiomycetes; Pichiales; Pichiaceae. The record is from RefSeq and is a predicted model, not a curated record. Bases 1 to 1215 code for a protein of 404 amino acids. The transcript has a single exon.